AUAAAGAAAUCAGGAAGCCUAAGGAGUUACUUACUUUUACAAGCGGUACAAAAAAAGAGAUGUCCUCUCAGGUCAGACUGAAGCUGCUGCCGAGCACCAGAUGUUUGUUUGAUGACCCCGUUCAGGUGAAGGUGGCCGGGCUGAGGUCCAGACAGGUGGUCACCAUGAGAGCCAGAUCCACUGACGACAGGGGGGUGGUCUUCAGCUCCUCAGCGACCUACAAGGCCAAUCAGAACGGAGAGAUCGACUUGGAUGAAGAACCCUCGCUCUGCGGGAGCUACGUCGGGGUUGAACCCAUGGGUCUGCUGUGGUCCAUGAAGCCAGACACUUUGCACAAAAGGUUUCAAAAGAACAAUUCACUGAAUCCUCACGUGGUGGAGUUUUCUGUGCAUGAAGAAGAAGGAGAGGGCCGGAUGUUAGCAGAGGCGACCAAUGAGAGACUUCUGAUUGGAGACGGGGUCAGCAGGAUCCCUGUUAAAGAGGGGAACAUUCGGGGAGUCCUGUUUACUCCCCCAGGAGCCGGUCCUUUCCCCGCUGUGUUGGAUCUGUACACGUUUGGUGGAGGCUUGUCAGAGAAGAGAGCCUCUCUGCUGGCUAGUCGAGGAUUUGUUGUUCUGACAGUGGUACUGUACGGCCACGACGACAUGCCGAAGAACAUCAAGGAGGUCCAUCUGGAUUACUUUGAAGAAUCAAUAGAGUUUUUGAAAAGGCAGAAUAAGGUGGGCAGUAAAGGAGUCGGUGUGAUAUCACUGUCAAAGAGUGGAGACCUUGCACUUUCAAUAGCUUCUUACCUGCCUGGUGUUGAAGCCACAGUGUGGAUCAACGGCUGCUCUGCCAACACAGCGUUACCUCUUUACUACAAGAAGAGCCAGAUACUUCCUGCGUUAAUGUUUGACGUAAGCAGGAUGAUUCCCUCUGAAUCAGGAGCCUACAAUGUCAAGUAUGUUAAUAAUGAUCCACUGCUGGAGGAGAACAAGGCCACCUUGAUCCCCAUCGAAAAAGCAACGGGACGUUUCCUCUUUGUGGCGUCAGAGGACGACUUGAACUGGGACAGCAAGACUUACACAGAGGGGAUGGUGGAGAGGCUGAAGCAUCAUGGGAAGGACAACUUCGAGAUCUUGUGUUACCCUGAAGCAGGGCACUACCUGGAGCCGCCUUAUGGACCGUACUGCCCCUCCAGUUUUCACAGCCUUGCGCGUAAACCAGUCCUAUGGGGGGGUGAGCCCAGAUCCCAUGCAACAGCUGAAGUCCACCUGUGGAAGAAGAUCCAGGAGUUCUUCAGAGCUAAUGUGGGCGUUGACGUUACAGAGACAAUAGCAAAGUUAUAGAUACAGAAAGAGAGGAUCAAAUAAUUUAAAGAACUGUUUUUUAAAGAAACGGUUUAAAGCUGAAUUGUUUUUUGAUUAGAUCAUGUAUGAAAAGGUCAUUACAGAUCACAACAUUAUGCGGGGAAAUGUUCACUAAGAGCUUCACAUUUGUUUUAUAUUGCACAGAUAGGUGUGAUUACUGAAGCUCUGAUAGAUGAAGUCUGAACCCUGGUCCCAAUUUGACUUUUUCAUUAAGUGACAAAACCGUAUCUUGGAGCAUUUUGUUUUGCUUAAAGUCACAUAUGUUUCUUGCAGAUAAAUAAAUGUGUUGUAUCCGCCUGGAGAAGCUGACUAUUUAUUGUUUCCUGCGAUCACUUCAUGUUGUGUUAUCAAAUUAGUUACAAUAGUUGAGUUUCA
Messenger RNA from Labrus mixtus (cuckoo wrasse), 1724 nucleotides. RefSeq names its product acyl-coenzyme A thioesterase 1-like. Gene Ontology annotation, biological process: acyl-CoA metabolic process; fatty acid metabolic process. Bases 60 to 1328 code for a protein of 422 amino acids. Gene Ontology annotation, molecular function: fatty acyl-CoA hydrolase activity. NCBI's taxonomy places the organism in Eukaryota, Metazoa, Chordata, Actinopteri, Labriformes, Labridae. The transcript is spliced from 4 exons. The record is from RefSeq and is a predicted model, not a curated record.